Messenger RNA from Acanthosepion pharaonis, 930 nucleotides. The record is from the annotation of a GenBank genome assembly. Lineage: Eukaryota; Metazoa; Mollusca; Cephalopoda; Sepiida; Sepiidae.
AUGUUUAUUCUUUUUUCUUUUAACGUCUUAUUUCUUUCUUUGUUCAUUUCUUUUUUUUAUUUUCCUUUCUUCCUUUUUCAUCGGAUAUUUUCUUCCUUUUGUCUCCUUCGUUCUUUCCCAUCAACCAUUCUUUCUUUCUUUCUUUCUUUCUUUCUUUCUUUCUUUCUUUCUUUCUUUCUUUGCCUUUUGUUCAUUUCAUUCUAUCAUUCUUCUCAAAUCCAACCAAGCAUAUAUCAAUACUUCUUUCUAUGUGUUUUCUACAUUUUUCCUUUAAAUCUAUCCAUGUCGUGCACUAAAUAUCUUCUUUCUUUCUUUCUUUCUUUCUUUCUUUCUUUCUUUCUUUCUUUCUUUCUUUUGUUUGUCGCUCACUCUUAUUUCAGCUGGUUUUUGUUUCUUUCUUUUUUAAUUUGCCUCCACAAUAUUACUUCUUUCUUUCUUUCUUUCUUUCUUUCUUUCUUUCUUUCUUUCUUUCUUUCUUUCUUUCUUUCUUUUCAGUGGUUCUUAUAUCUUGUUUUUUUUUUACUUUUGCCACCACAAUAUUCUUUUCUUUCUUUUUUCUUUCUUUCUUUCUUUCUUUCUUUCUUUUCAAUGGUUCUUAUAUCUUGUUUUUUUUUUACUUUGCCACCAUGUAUUCUUUUUCUUUCUUUCUUUCUUUCUUUCUUUCUUUCUUUCUUUCUUUCUUUCUUUCUUUUCAAUGGUUCUUAUAUCUUGUUUUUUUUUUACUUUGCCACCACAAUAUUCUUUCUUUCUUUCUUUCUUUUCUUUCUUUCUUUCUUUCUUUCUUUCUUUCUUUUUUCUUUCUUUUAUAUGGUUCUUAUAUUUGUUUUUUUUAACUUUUCCACCACAAUAUUCUUUUUCUUUCUUUCUUUCUUUCUUUCUUUCUUUCUUUCUUUCUUUCUUUUCAAUGGUUCUUAUAUCUUGUUUUUUUAA